Entelurus aequoreus (snake pipefish) is the source of this 1667-nucleotide messenger RNA. Its product is annotated as D-beta-hydroxybutyrate dehydrogenase, mitochondrial-like. Lineage: Eukaryota; Metazoa; Chordata; Actinopteri; Syngnathiformes; Syngnathidae. The transcript has 4 exons. The record is from RefSeq and is a predicted model, not a curated record. The coding region runs from base 307 to 1314 and encodes 335 amino acids. Gene Ontology annotation, molecular function: oxidoreductase activity.
UUAGAUUUUCAUUGUUUUUGUUACGUUUUACUUUUGUUAGUAUGUCAAAUGUGCACAGCAAACACAGAAUGUCCACAUUGUGAGAUAAGUAAAGUCUAUCCCAGCCUAAAAGUGCUUCAGUACUGUGAAGUAAAUGCAGAUGCAGGUGCCGGGUAUCAUUGUGAUAGGAAGUAUUACCAAAUGUAGUGGAUCUAAUUUGCAGACAAGGACAUCUCUGAAGUCACAUGCAGACCUCAACAAAUUGUGUUGAGUAUAAAGAGCAAUGUGUGGGGUCAGCAGGCAGAUACUUCUCAGACAUCAGCCACCAUGAACGCCUCCUUGUCUGCCUACCAGCUCUUUUGCAUCCUCCCCGUCUUGGCCGUGGUGCUCUUUAUUGUUGCCAAGGUUUUCUCAAAGCGCCGCUGCAGUUCCCCGCUGGACGGCCGUGGCUACGCCGUGCUGAUAACGGGCUGUGACAGCGGCUUCGGAUACGAGCUGGCCCGGUGCCUGGACCAGAGAGGCUUCGUGGUCUUUGCCGGCUGUUUGUUUCCGCAGGGAAUGGGCGCCCAGAAUCUGGCCAGAGAGAGCUCGGCUAAUUUACAACUCGUCAAGCUGGACGUGACCAGUGAUGCAGAUGUGCAGCAGGCAAAGACCGUGGUCCUCGACAACCUGCCAGAAAAAGGUCUGUGGGCUGUGGUCAACAAUGCUGGUAUUUCAGACUGGGCAGAGAUAGAAUGGAGCACGAUUGAAGACUUCCGCCACAUGGUGGACAUCAACCUGUUUGGCUGCAUCAGGACCACCAUGGCCUUCCUGCCUUUGCUGCGCGCUGCUAAAGGCCGGAUGGUUUUUGUGUCGAGCAUCUUUGCCUUCUUCAACUGCCUGAACAUGGCCUGUUACAGCGUGUCCAAGCGAGGACUGGAGGCCUUUGCCGACUGCCUGCGGGUGGAAAUGGCCAGCUUCGGUGUGAAGGUGAGCAUCAUUCAGCCAGGUAACUUCGGCCAAGCCACCAACAUCGUGAAGAUGAAGACCGUGUCAGACAUCUGGGCUAAGUUUGAUGACGAGCGCAAGCAAACCUUCAACCAAGCCUACAUUAAGAUGGCCAUCGAGUACUUUGUCUCAUCAUGCAGGACGGGAUUCACCAAUGCGGAGAAGGUCAUCCACGCCAUGCUGCACGCGGUGACGGCGCCCUCCCCGAAACACAGAUAUAUGAUCGUUUCAGCCACCGAUCGGGUUUUCUUCCAGCUCUACCCUUACCUGCCCACGGCUCUCACAGACGCCGUGUUUUCUCUCAGCUCCAUGUACGCUAAAAGGAGAGAAAUGCUUUAUUUCAAGUAGAUUUUACAAGUACUUUAUUUUUUUAUACAUUUAACUGUUGUUCCUAAUAUUAUUUGUGUGUGUGUGUGUGUGUGUGUGUGUGUGUGUGUGUGUGUGUGUGUGUGUGUGUGUGUGUGUGUGUGUGUGUGUGUGUGUGUGUGUGUGUGUGUGUGUGUGUGUGUGUGUGUGUGUGUGUGUGUGUGUGUGUGUGUGUGUGUGUGUGUGUGUGUGUGUGUGUGUGUGUGUGUGUGUGUGUGUGUGUGUGUGUGUGGCCUCACUCGUAACACCUCCCCAAUGUGCAUGUACACGACAUUUGGAUUGUGCUGGGUUUUAUCCCGGCUUAUGUAUAUUAUGUACCGUAAACACAAACAACU